This is a messenger RNA of Phlebotomus argentipes, 1968 nucleotides long. It is a transcript of the gene Atac3, whose product is annotated as GA-binding protein subunit beta-1. The record is from RefSeq and is a predicted model, not a curated record. Gene Ontology annotation, cellular component: nucleus. The transcript is spliced from 4 exons. NCBI's taxonomy places the organism in Eukaryota, Metazoa, Arthropoda, Insecta, Diptera, Psychodidae. Gene Ontology annotation, biological process: positive regulation of transcription by RNA polymerase II. The coding region runs from base 364 to 1968 and encodes 534 amino acids. Gene Ontology annotation, molecular function: transcription cis-regulatory region binding; protein binding.
AUAAUUUACGCCGCUGUGACAGCUGUCAGUGAAUGGUUCUAAAUUUGUGUGUUUGGGUUUUUCUUGGAAUUCCACGAGAAAUUGUUCUUUUGCGGAGAAUUUUGAACUGCAUAAAGUUACAUUUGCCCAUGACCGGACACUGGUGGAUACGUGUGACGGCACCAUUGCGAGAAAUUGUGAGAAUUCACAGCGAGCGAGAGAGGUCAAAUGUGAGGCAGGAUCUGCGGAGUGUAGUGUAGCUGAGGGGCAAUAUUUAUCCUGUUUUCCCGCGUCCAGAGGGAGAAGCAGUGGCUUUUCCGCAGCGGAAGAUCUCGGGAGUGCGCUGCUGACUCGGAGACCAGAACACACACACCUCAAGGCGUAAUGAUCACCGACAGUCUGUUCGGGAAUGCCAUCAAGCGGGAGCGCGAGGGCGCCGCGGAGAAGAUGUCUGGCAGCCUGCUGCCCAUGGAGGAUCUCACGAAGCCCGUGUUCACGGUGGUGGACUUGGGGAAGAUGCUGCUGAUCAGUGCCAAGGAGGGUAAUACGGCUCAAGUGCGCGAGCUGAUGACUAAGGGCGCUCCGUUCAGCACCGACUGGCUGGGCACUUCUCCGCUGCAUCUCGCCGCCAUGAACAACCACCUCGAAACAUGCCAGGUGCUGCUGAAGGCGGGCCUCAACAAGGACGCCCGCACGAAGGUGGACCGCACGCCGCUGCACUUCGCCGUGUACGAGGGCCACAAGCACAUCGUGGAGCUGCUGGUGAGCAAUCAGUGCGACAUCGACGCCAGGGACAUGCUGAGGAUGAGUCCACUUCACUGGGCAGUGGAGAAGAGACACAAGAAGAUCGUGGAUAUUCUGCUGCGACAUGGCGCGGAUCCCAAUGCCGAGUCCAAGUUCCGCAAGACGCCCAUCAGCAUGGCGCUGGAGAAUGGGUACAAUGACAUCUACCUGAUGCUGGACUCCGCGUACAGGGAGCGCCUGGAGAAUCCCGAGCAGCUGCAGCGCGCCACGAACAGCAUUGCUCAGGAGCUGCGACAGACCGACGAUGUGGCAAAGAUCGCGCCAGCUGGAGAGAUGGAGGAGAUCGAGGACACACACUCGCCGCCGAUCAACUCCAGUUCUAUCGACGAGGACAAUGGAAUGACGCUGAGUGACGCCAUAAUCCGUUUGCAGACAAUAGAUGAUGCGCGAAUAAACCCAUCGUCGACGCUGCAAAUGCUGAAGGAUCACGGGAUUUCGAUGCUGCCCACGGAAGACACGGAGAAUGCAUUUAUCUCGUCGGCUCUGCAGGGCGGACGGAAGAUCGUCCUGUCGGAAGCGGGCAAGCUGAUGCUGAACGAGAGCAAGGCCAGGCGAACGACAUCACACAUCGCGCCGGCCACGAGCAGUGGACAGACGCCGCGCAGUGUCAACAUGAUGAGCAUAUCGGCGACGUCGGUGAAGCCGCUCAAGUCGGGCGCCAACAAAGUCAUCAAGAUCGUGACGGCGGAGGAGUUCAAGCGGAUCCUGGCGGGAGAUCUCAGUGCCACGAAGAAAGUGCAAUUAAAGUCGAAUGGAUCGGUGUUGCCGGCGAAGCACAGGAGAAACAUGGUGGUCAGCAAGAGGCCGGAACUUCUGCCCGCCGCGACGGACAUUUUCGCAGAGAAUGAGAGCAGUAAAGUGAAACCCCCGCAAGUGCCAAAUCUGCUGGACAUUCACGCCGAGGGUCCAUUGGAGAGUGACAUGGAGCCGGACGACUAUGCGCCAGACCUGUCCGUCUUCCCCGCCGCCGUGGCGAAGGGCCAUAUGGACAGUCCCAACACGAGCAUGGGCUUGUCGGAGAUCGAGAAGCAGUUGCUGGACCUGAAGAAGCAGACGGAGGAGCUGCGAAGGCAGCUGGAGAUAUCGCAGAGGCAGAACGAGGAGUAUAAAGUGCGACUGGAGAAGCUGGAGCAGGAGAAGGAGGUCGAGAGACGACACAAUCUGUCCAGAUCGCAUAACUCAUAA